Erinaceus europaeus (western European hedgehog) is the source of this 1041-nucleotide messenger RNA. Its product is annotated as glycine N-acyltransferase-like. Gene Ontology annotation, cellular component: mitochondrion. Lineage: Eukaryota; Metazoa; Chordata; Mammalia; Eulipotyphla; Erinaceidae. The transcript is spliced from 5 exons. Gene Ontology annotation, molecular function: glycine N-benzoyltransferase activity; glycine N-acyltransferase activity. The record is from RefSeq and is a predicted model, not a curated record. The coding region runs from base 151 to 939 and encodes 262 amino acids. Gene Ontology annotation, biological process: glycine metabolic process.
AGAUAAAAUCCUCCCUAUAAGACCCUGCUGGACUGUGUGCAUCAGAAGGUCAGUCCACCAUUUAGAAAUUGGAUCCUCUUCAGGUGAUCCUGGGGAAGGCUGCAGAUUAAUUUUGAGACAGCUUUCCAGGUGUAUGGGACCGUCUUCCACAUGAACCAGGGAAACCCAUUCAACUUAAAGGCCCUGGUGGACAAGUGGCCUGAUUUUAGCACAGUGGUGAUCCACCCUCAGGAGCAGGAGAUGACAGAUGAUCUAGAUCACUACACAAAUACUUACCAAAUCUACUCCAAGGACCUCAAGAAUUGUGAGGAAUUCCUUAGCCUACCAGAAGUCAUCAACUGGAAACAAAAUUUGCAGAUUCAAAGCUCGCAGUCUGGCCUUGAUGAAGUGAUCCAGAAACUUGCAGCCACUAAAUCCUUCAAAGCUGAGCUGACACAAAACUACCUCUUCAUGAUGGCAGAGACAGCGAGGAAACUGGCUCCUCCUCUGCUGGAAGGAAAGAAAUUAGCCCCUGGUGGUGGCAAACCUAAGGACAUCAACCAUGCCAUAUUUAAACUCUCCUCUCUGGAUGUCAGCCAUGCCGCCUUGGUGAACCAGUUCUGGCUUUUUGGAGGCAAUGAGAGAAGCUUGCGAUUCAUCGAGCGCUGUAUCAGAUCCUUCCCCACGUUCUGUCUGCUGGGACCCGAGGGAACCCCUGUGUCUUGGGACCUGAUGGACCAGACAGGAGAGGUGCGGAUGGCUGGCACUGUGCCUGAGUACCGGGCCCAGGGCCUUGUCUCCUAUGUCAUCUAUUCCCAGACCCAAGCUCUACACAAGCUCGGCUUCCCUGUCUAUUCCCAUACCAGCAAGAGUAAUGAAAUCAUGCAGAAGAUGAGUCACAACUUACAUCACCUCCGCAUGCCCUCUGACUGGAGCCAGUGGCUCUGUGUCCCCGUGUGAAGUACCUUGAACUCGAGGCUGAGUGGAUGAGUCUGGACAUGUGGCUAAAGGUGCAAAUGGGUGGGCAGAGAGAAAUAAUAAAUUCUGAUCCUCAGUGAAAAA